AAAUAGAAAGGUUCAUAAAAACAAAAAGUAGCAGAAACCAUCAACAAGAAGUCAUAAACAAUCCAACAAUAAACAAUAAAUAAUACAAGUCCACAAAGACUCAAUAAAAUAAUCACAGACUAACGUGACGAAGUGAUGAAUGAAAAUUGCACAAAUAAAAAUUCAUCGUCGCGUCAUGCUAUAAAAAUUUCAAGAAAUUCACAAAAAUUAAAGAGUGAAAAUCCCACGUGUCAAAACAAUGGCAAUAAAUCAUUAUUAGAAAAGUCAGGAAAUCAGCAGCGGAAACAACAACAAACAGAAAUUUCGUUACUUAAUUGUGAUAAUAAAAUAAAUCAUUGCAAUCGUUAUGAUGUAUCGGAUGGUUUGUUUAGUGGCCAUUCUGACUAUAGAAACAGAAAAUUGUCGAUUGAUGAUGAAAGUUCACAUCCAAUAAAUGCUUCCAAUACAAAUAAUAAAAUUGAACGCAAAAGGAAUAUCAAUAUGCUGAAUGACAUAGAUGUGAAUGAGGAUUUUAGUGUGGGAUGUAAAGAAGUACAACAAAAUGAUGAUGAUGGUGAUGUUGUUGUUGUUGGUGGUGGAAAUACGAAACGGAUGAAAGUCGAUUGUGAUGGACAGGACAAUAAUAAAAGUAAAAUGUAUCAAAUUUAUCAACCAUGGGUCCUCCACACAUACGGAGAUCAGUCGAAGAGCAAAACGAUAACAUUAAAAAAGCAGUCACGUAUUGUGAGCACUCUAAAAGGAUUAGAAAUGAAUCGUCCCGACAGCUCAAAAUUUAGAUUUUGGGUGAAAUCAAAAGGAUUUAUAUCGGAAUUACCAAAGGAUUUUAAGGAAACAAAGAAAAGUCAAGUCGAGGAAGAUGGUUGUUUGCUGUUUAUACCUUGUAAACCGGAUUCCAGCAGCAUUUCGUCAUACAAACGUGUCGCAGUUGUUGAAUAUUUCUUCAAUAUUAUUUACAAAGUUCAUUGUUCGGUAGAUGAAGGUGAAGGACGUCAUGUUGGGCAAAAGAGGACGUAUCGAAAAAUAACCGAAUACUAUGCAUUCUUACCACGCGAGGCUGUCACAAAAUUCCUCACACAAUGCCACGAAUGCCGUCGUAGCAUAAAAACACCAAUGCUACAGGAAAUAGCGGAAAUUGAGAAUAAAGCAAGUGAAUGCAAGCAAAACGAUUUGUGCAAUGAUAAUGACAGCCGAGUAUCAAACAAUCAACAGCAAUCAUUGUCAGAUGAGGAUUAUCCAAAAAAUAUUGAAAAUUAUUAUUUGCUGCUGAGAGCAUUGUACGAGAAUUCAUCAUUGUUGAAUAGAAUAAAGGACAUAAAUGAUGAUGGUGAUGAAAAUCCGGAGCAAUCAUGCGAGGAAGCAUUUAAAGAGAAUAAUUUGAAUAAGAAUAAUAAGAAUAAAAAUGUAAAUACAAAGAAUGACUUAAAUGAAUCAUCAGUAAUAGAAAAGGAGACAAAUCAUGGCAACAUAAUCAUAAAUUCUUUAGAUGUUUCAAUUAAUGUUGCUGGCAAGACACACUGUUCCGAUGGUAGUUAUGGCAAUAUUAAUAAAGUACGAAUUUCAUGUACAACUACACCGACAAAACUUCAUCCACUUCCAACAUCAUCAAAUGCUACUUCUAUUAUAACAACAACAACGACUACAAUAUCACCCAUUAAUCAACAAUUGGGAACAGCACCGUCCAUGAAUGAUGCAAAAAAUAGUAAAAAUGUAUCCGAAAAUGAGAAUAAUAAAUAUUGCAAUGAUGCAGUGGCACGUGCAGCAUCUUACAUAAAAAAUAGUCAUGGGGUGAUGAGGAUAUAUGAAAAAGUACCUGAUGACUUGUCCCUUCACAAUAAUUAUCAGCACAUAAAACAUGAUAGAGAUGAAAAUUAUGAAGAUGUUGACGAUAAUCGUAAUAAAAGCAGUAAUAAUAAUGACUAUGAUGAUAAUAUUAAGCACACAACUAACACACCAUGCAAUAACAAUUUAUCCAAAUACACCAACGGUGAAAAUGAUAUUGACAAUGAUUAUCAUACGAGAGACAUCAUAUCAAUUGAUACAUCACGACGAUCUCAUUUAACGGGCGACAUCAAGCCAAUUACAUCAACAUAUUUGCUGAUGACGAGAAGUAUGGGACUUUCAGAUACAGAGGCUCUUAAUUUGGAUUCGAUUUCAUCGCAAAGUGAAAAUCACGAGACAAAUUUAAAUGCUGAGGAUUCGUAUGCAAAUCUGUUGAAGGAUGCGGAUAAACUGAAAUUAAUGUUGUUAGCAUGGAAUUAUCAGAAUUCGGCUGCUAUUCGAAAUAAUGCUAAUGGACCGGAUCUCACGACAAUGACUAAUUUAUGGGAGCAGUAUCAAAAUGCAUUGACUGGAAUUAAUGUUAAUAAAACUAGUGAUGGUGCGAUGGUUGGAUCACCUUCACCAUCUCACAGUCAAGAAGACGCGAAUUCACCAUCGGAUAAUAAAGAGGAAGAUGAAGCAUCGGAGGAUGAAUCUGACGAAAGAAUCGACCAAGCAUCAUACGAUCCUGAGAGACUCAAGGCAUUCAAUAUGUUCGUGAGGCUAUUUGUAGAUGAGAAUUUAGAUCGAAUGGUGCCAAUAUCGAAACAGCCAAAGGAAAAAGUUCAAGCGAUAAUUGAUUCAUGUGCACGACAAUUUCCAGACUUUUCGGAGCGCGCACGAAAACGUCUUCGUACGUACCUAAAAUCAUGUCGACGGAAUAAGAAGGUGAAAGAUGGUUGGGAAAAUCAACCGUCACGUCCAACCCCAGCACAUUUAACGUCCGUUCAAGCAGAACAAAUACUGUCACUGGCAUGUGAAAAUGAGAGUUUAAAUGCAAAACGUAUGAGACUUGGUAUGGAGCCAAUCAGUCAGUCAUUAAAUAUUCCAUCAUCACAUUCAAAUGAUUCACAAAGUGCACCAUCAUUGUAUACUAUGGCCAAGUCAUCGUCGUCAUCAACGAUAUCAAUUGAUCCUACACAACCGCUCUCGAUCUCAACAAAUGUCGCAAUUUGUAAAAGUGAACCGAUUAUCUCAACGACAACUGAUUCAAAUGCUAAUUCAAUAAACUCAAUAUUGAAUUCAUCGAGACCUGUCACAUUGCCAACGACAACGACUCCUUAUGAUUUUGGACAAGCAUUUAUGCAGAAAAAUAGUUCACCAUUUUACAAUAAUUCAAUGGUGACAUCAGGAUUGUCUCAAGGUCCAACAGAUUUGUCUGUCAAACGUCCUCUCUUACCACACAACUUGAACGUUACAGAGGCAGCAGCUGUUAAGCAACUAAUUACAGGCUAUAGAGAAGCUGCGGCAUUUUUACUUCGAUCUGCUGAUGAGCUUGAGCAAUUACUGCUGAAUCAACAACCUUAAGAAACUUAAUGAUGAUGGAAAUUUACCUAGAAACGUACUUACAUUACCUUUAGGAUUAAGAAAAUUAAUUUUUUAUAAUUUUGAUGAAGUUAUUUUUGGCUUUCUAUUAAGAGAGGGGUGCAUUCAAAAGUGAUGUUUGGAAUGAAAUGUGAUUUUUAAGCAUCAGUUGAUGGUGUUUUGAAUCAAAAAUUCUGAACGAUAAACAAGGCUUAGUUUUUGAAGCAGUAUCCGAUGUGUUGCUCAGUCAAUAUUGUGGUUAUUAGCCCGAUUACAGUCAUGAAGCCUCUUCAAUGAAGAUGGUGCAGUUAUGAUUAUGCUGUGACAGGAAAAAAAGUAAGAAUCAACAGACAGAGCAGCAACAAGGUGUCAACUCGUUAAAUUAGCAUUGAUUCUUUGCCAGGAAUUGAAGGAUCUUAUAAGUCACUGUUUUUAAUGCUAAUUGCUUAUGAUGCCCAUAGUUUAUGAGUUUUAUAGAACCUUAAGCCAUCUCACAUUAGUAAUUUUUUCAAAAUUAAUGACAAAUGCGGUAGAGGUGCUUUAAACUCUUAUUAACAAACAUCACUGUUGAACGACCCCCAAAACAAAAUUCCUAUAAAAUUAAAAAAAAAUCUUCAUAGAUUCAAUAAGACAAGGAAUUGUGGAAUCACGUUGAGAAGUUAUUUAAUAAACGUUGUAGUUAGAUUUCGCAAAUUUUACAUGGAAAAACAAUUGAAUCUGUAGAUGAAAAGUGAAACUUUUUAUUGAUUAUUUUAUUACAAAAUACGUAAAAUCUACUAACCUACUAUUAAUUUACUUAGUAACUAUUUAAAUGGAUAAUUUGGAAGUGCCAAAAAGAGAGAAAAAUUUAAAAAAUUUAUCCUACAUUUAUGCAUGCUUUUUUUUUGUGACGAUGAGAAUGAGGAAAUUUGAAUGAAUUAUUUAUUCUGUUGGUUCCAAAUUCCUCAUUUUUUCAAUUUUAAAUUUUUCUCGCUAAAUUUUUCUUCUUUUUCUACUUCAAAAAAUAAAUCUUUACAAAUUAUUUGCACAUGACGAAAUAAUUGAAACAAUUUUUUUGUGAAGAUAUAAAGCAGGGUGAUAUAAAAAUUUAUUUAAUAAAGAAAUAAGAAGAAAAAUUAUUUAAAUGUAAAAAAAACUUUAUUCAUUGUACUUUAAUUUUUAUUCUCGUAAAAAAUGAAAAAUAUGAAG
This is a messenger RNA of Chironomus riparius, 4530 nucleotides long. NCBI's taxonomy places the organism in Eukaryota, Metazoa, Arthropoda, Insecta, Diptera, Chironomidae. The record is from the annotation of a GenBank genome assembly.